Messenger RNA from Calypte anna (Anna's hummingbird), 3909 nucleotides. RefSeq names its product GLI family zinc finger 1 (gene GLI1). Lineage: Eukaryota; Metazoa; Chordata; Aves; Apodiformes; Trochilidae. The record is from RefSeq and is a predicted model, not a curated record. Gene Ontology annotation, molecular function: DNA-binding transcription factor activity, RNA polymerase II-specific; RNA polymerase II cis-regulatory region sequence-specific DNA binding. The transcript is spliced from 11 exons. The coding region runs from base 1 to 3855 and encodes 1284 amino acids. Gene Ontology annotation, biological process: smoothened signaling pathway; regulation of transcription by RNA polymerase II. Gene Ontology annotation, cellular component: nucleus.
AUGUUCAGCCCCGUCAGUCCCCCUGUCACCAGCUACCCCGAGCAGUGCUGCCUGCGCCCACCCUAUGGACCAGCCCCUGGGCCACAAGGACUUGAUUUCCCCCUGUGCCAUCAGUCAAACCCCAUGAGCAGUCACCGAGGUUAUGGGUUGGUGCCAGGAGCUGAGCACCCAGGCAGUGGUGAUGGCUCCCGGUACUCAACGCCCCGUGGUGCAGGCAAACUGGGCAAGAAGAGGGCUCUGUCCAUCUCCCCCCUGUCAGACUCCAGCAUUGAUCUGCAGACCGUGAUCCGCACCUCACCCAACUCCCUCGUGGCCUUCAUCAACUCCCGCUGCACCUCUGCCACUGGCUCCUAUGGCCACCUCUCCAUCAGCACCAUCAGCCCAUCGCUGGGGUACCAGAGUCCACUGGGUCAGCAGAAGGGCCAAGGCCACCUGUACAGCCACACAACACCCCCACCACCAUGUACCUCCCAUGAACACUCAUCCACACGCCCAGGGUUACUGCACCAUGGCCCAGCUCAUGGCACCCUCAAACACUGCCAGCAGCUAAAGCUGGAGUGGAGCCUGAGCAGCCCUCUGACUGCCAAAUACCCAGAGGAGGGACCUGAAGGUGACAUAUCCAGCCCAGCUUCCACGGGCACUCAGGACCCCUUGCUGGGGAUGCUCGAUGUUCGAGAGGAUCUGGAGAAGGAGGAUGGGAAACCUGAGUCUGAGACUGUGUAUGAAACCAAUUGCUACUGGGAUGGCUGUGCCAAGGAGUUUGACACACAGGAGCAGCUGGUGCAUCACAUCAACAACGAGCAUAUCCACGGGGAGAAGAAGGAGUUUGUGUGCCACUGGGCAGCCUGUUCCCGGGAGCAGAGACCCUUCAAAGCUCAGUACAUGUUGGUGGUGCACAUGAGACGUCACACGGGCGAGAAACCUCACAAGUGCACGUUUGAGGGCUGUAACAAAGCCUACUCACGCCUGGAGAACCUCAAGACCCAUCUGCGCUCACACACGGGUGAGAAACCCUACGUGUGUGAGCAUGAAGGUUGCAACAAAGCCUUCUCCAACGCUUCUGACCGGGCCAAGCAUCAAAACCGGACUCACUCCAAUGAGAAGCCUUAUGUCUGCAAGAUUCCAGGCUGCACCAAACGUUACACAGACCCCAGCUCCCUCCGCAAACACGUGAAGACAGUGCAUGGCCCUGAUGCCCACGUCACCAAGAAGCACCGUGGGGACAUCGUGCCGGGCCGUGCGCUGCCCGUCCCCAGCGGAGCCCCAGACAUGAAGCAAGAGAAAGAUGCUGAGGGCAGGAAGGAUGAUGCCAAACUCACAGUUCCUGAUUUGGCCUUGAAGCCACAGCCCAGUCCAGGUGGGCAAUCGUCAUGCAGCAGCGACCACUCCCCCCUCGGCAGCACCACCAACAAUGACAGUGGGGUAGAGAUGGCUGGAAACGCGGGUGGGAGCUACGAGGACCUGUCCACCCUGGAGGAUGUGGUGCCUGGUGAGCCCAUGGGCACCUCGGGGCUCAUGGCCCUCCACAAGCUGGAAAAUCUUCGCAUUGACAAACUGAAGCAGAUGAGGAAACCAUCCACGACCAAGGGCCUGAGUUUGCCGGCCAUCCCUGGAGCUGGCCCACCCGGGGAGGUGCCGGUGCUGUCCCUGCAGCCCCCGGCCGCCUCUCACCGCCGCGUUGCCGAGCUCUCUGUGGCAGAGGUUGCGGUGCCGCCUCGGGAGCGCCGGAGCAGCAGCACCAGUACCGUCAGCUCAGCCUACACCGUCAGCCGGCGCUCGUCCCUGGUGUCCCCUCACCUGGCAGCACCGUGUCUGGGGGGUGAGGCAGGGGCAGUGCCCGGCCCCGGGGAUGGUUACGACCCCAUCUCUCCAGAUGAGUCGCGACGUUCCAGCGAUGCUGGCGGAGCUCUGCCGGCUCUGGGCAGCCUCACCCCUGCCCAGCGCUACCGUCUCAAGGCCAAAUACGCCGCGGCCACGGGUGGGCCACCCCCCACCCCCCUGAGUGCCACGGAACGGGUGGGGAUGGGUGGAGGUGGCCACGGCAGCUUCCCCGGGGACUACCUGGGGCCGGCUGAAAGCCGCUUCCUCGCCAACGGGUUGCAGAGGAGGCACAGUUCCAAUGAGCACCCUGGUUAUGUGGGAAGCCUUUCCCCUCACCUGGUGCCCGGGAAUGGUGGGCGCCGAGCCAGCGACCCCGCCAGGACCACCCCGAACCUCCCUGCUGUGCCCAAGGUUCAUCGCUUUAAGAGUAUGGGGAACGUGAAUGUGCCAGGCGUGGGCAGAACUGCUCUGCAGCCCUUGGGGGGUUCCGAUGCCAACCUCCAGCACCAUGUCUUCUCCCCACAUCCACCCAGCAUCAGUGAAAAUGUUUUUCUGGAGAGCGUGAGCUCUCUAGAAGGCUCUGGCUCGGAGCCUGGCUUGCUAGAGAUGGAGCAAUACUUGAACUGCCCAGUGGAAAGCUUCCCAUGCCACGAUGGGGAGCAUCAGUGUGAAGGGCUCUAUGGCAGCGCCCACCGGACCAUGGGGGGGAUGCAGCUGAACCCGGGGGGACAUGGGGACAUGGAGGAGGGGUUGCUUCAGUCUGAGUUCUCCCUCCCUCAGUGCCAGAUGAACCAGCACUUCACCAGUAUGCAUUCUGGCAACGGAAUCAUGCCAGCUCCUUGGAAUGAACCCACUCAAGGCAACCUGGAGAUGAGUUCUGGGCAGUCAAGUGUCAGUGCCCGGCCACGUUGCCACCAUCAGAGUAUGGAGUACCAGCUGCCCAGUUCUUGUGGGCAGCAACCCAGGCUUGUGAGCUCAUGCCAGGCCAGUGGAUUUCCUGGGGUGCAGCGACUCAACCGCCUGCAGAUCAAAUCUGAGCAGAGAUACCCAGCACCUGCCCCAGCACUUGCUCCCUGCCAGAACACCAAACUUGCUGGGCCCAUGCAGGGUCCUGCCUCGUUUGGCCAAGCCCUCAACGUAGGGCUCGGUGGUUUCCAGCCUGAGGAACAGGCACCUCUGAGUUACAUGGGCAUGUUGAGCCCCUUGAGCCCGGGCACUCGGAGAGUCCAGACACCCAGCAAAGAAGUGAUGGUCCGGAACUACGUGCAGGCCCAGCAGGCUCUGAUGUGGGGAGACCAAAUGGCCUCAAAAAGAGGGGAAGCUGCCAUGGGGCUCGGCAGUGAAGCUGGGCAGUGCCAAGCCAUGCAAGCACCACUGCCCCUCAGCCCCAAGUACUCUGGUUACCAAGCCAAACCCGAUCACCUGCAGGGGCUGCCAGAGACCAAACACCUCCUCAGUGCCCCUUGCUUCAACCCAGAGAUGGUGCCACAUCCACCUGGUGGCCCUAAGCCACCUGGUCACCAGAACACCAUGAACUACAUGGGCAACCUGGCUCAGCCAAGUCAUUCCUAUGAGGGAGUGGAACCCAGCACCCAACGUCUCCAUCGUUUGCCUCCCACCCACCUCACACACGAGGGUCCCAGCAGUGCCCUGCUGCAGUACCCAGGUCAGGGCACACAUAUCCAGGUGGACAAAAGUGGCCAUAAACUGCCAGGCCAAACAGCAGGAAGCUGUGGAGAUCCCAGGCAUUCCAGUCGGAACUUGGAAGGAUUCAAAGACAGCUCGUGUUAUUAUCUGGAUUCAGGGGAGCAGGUGGCCAACAGCCUGGACUCCUUGGACCUGGAAAACACACACCUUGACUUUGCUGCCAUUAUGGAAGAUCCAGAGACAACUGCACUGCUGCCCGGGCCCCCAAGCCCUUCUGGUGGCCUCCUGCUGCCUGCAUCUGGUGGUGCCAACAUGGCUGUGGGCGACAUGAGCUCCAUGUUGAGCACUCUGGCAGGGGAAAGCCAUUUUCUCAACUCCUUGUCUUAAUUAGGAGUUACCAGUCAGAAGGUGGACACGUCUGCAGACACACGGGUGGGCCUA